Molecule: messenger RNA, 1380 nt
Organism: Melampsora larici-populina 98AG31
Lineage: Eukaryota; Fungi; Basidiomycota; Pucciniomycetes; Pucciniales; Melampsoraceae
Exons: 1
Coding region: 1-1380 (459 amino acids)
Biological process (GO): maintenance of mitotic sister chromatid cohesion; mitotic sister chromatid cohesion
Cellular component (GO): chromatin; nucleus; Ctf18 RFC-like complex
Source: RefSeq, a predicted model, not a curated record
AUGAACUCAUCAUCAUCAUCAACUUCAAAUCAAUCCCAUUCACUCAAGUUUAUUGAACCUCAAGACCAUCUCAACCAUUAUCCAAUAUCAUCUCAAUCAGAUCUCAAUCCAACAAGUUCUGGUCAUCGUAUAUCAUAUUUAUUAUUAGAAUUACCACCUGUUUUACUUAAUCCGAUCAAAGAACAACUAAACAACCCAUCAAAUCAAAAUCAAAAUCAACUUGAACUACGUGGUAGAUUAGAAGAUGAUUUGGUACUUACAACAAAAGAUAAAACUUAUUCACUUAGAACCAUUCAAAAUAGUAAUAGUGUAAUGAUAUGUAAAACAAUUCCUGACUCAAUUAACAUCAAUUUAUCUUCAUUAGAAGUUUUACAAACUGUUAAUGAAACGAUUGAAAUAUUUGAUGUCACCUCUUUUCCUGGAACUAGACUUGAACGGAUUAAAGAAUUAUUACAACCUUGGUCUUAUAGUGGUGAAGAUGAAGAAGAAAAACGUAUGGGUUAUAUGAAUGAUGAUGAUCAUUCAAUCGAACCGAUCACUUUUCAAUCUCUUUCGAAUGAAACAAGGGCUUCUGAUGAAGAAAUCAAACAAUUUCUUAGUGUUUUGAAUGUGAUCAAAUUAAAGGAUUCAUUGAGGAUAUUAAAUUUAAGUUAUCUAGCUGAGAUCUUGAAGGAAAUAAUUGAUUCAAGUUUAGAAUUAGGAUUCAAACUUGAUGAACCAUUUAUGAUCGAGCCGCUCGUUGAAAUCGUAUCGGUGAAGAUGAAUAUCAGUACAUCAGUCUUACUGCAAGUUUUGAGUUGGUAUGAUACCCGUCAAGCUUCGACGACAGAAACACCUCAGGAUCUCUCUCUUGAUUCAAAAACGACCAUCUCAUUUGACAUUAAUAAGAUAGUAACAGUCAUUGGUUUAUCAUUACUCUUGUCCAUUAAACCUACCCAAGUCGAACCUAUGAAUCCAAGAAAUAAUAAAACAAUUCAAACCACACCCAUCGAAUCAUUUCUCACAGACUGGAAAACGCGUAUAGGAGAACCAUAUUCAGAUCAAUACUGUUCAAUAGACUCAUUAAAAACUCAUUCGAUCAUUUCUUCAGAUCAAAAAAACCUUAUCAUUGUACCAAUUGAAAAACUGUCAUCAGAACCUAAGACUCGAAUGUCACAAUUAUUUGAAAUUCGUAACAAAUGGAAGAUGGAAGAACUUGAAAGGUUUGUGAAACCUAUCACAGGUGGUGGAGUUAAAAAACAAAUGGAUGAAUUGGUUUUGAAAUAUUGUAGAAAGAUUAGAGAGAAGGAAAGUAUUAAAGUUUUGGAUGCUAGUCUGACUAAAGAGUUUAAGAUGGAAACUGUGGAUGUGGUUUGGUUGACGGCUAGAAAUAAUUGGUGA